Molecule: messenger RNA, 2876 nt
Organism: Passer domesticus (house sparrow)
Lineage: Eukaryota; Metazoa; Chordata; Aves; Passeriformes; Passeridae
Gene: DAO
Product: D-amino acid oxidase
Exons: 12
Coding region: 247-1293 (348 amino acids)
Biological process (GO): D-alanine catabolic process; D-serine catabolic process; L-proline catabolic process
Cellular component (GO): cytoplasm
Molecular function (GO): D-amino-acid oxidase activity; FAD binding
Source: RefSeq, a predicted model, not a curated record
CUGCUGCCCUGGACACUCAGACCUUGCCCUGCUGGGCUGUAACGACGACUCUGGCUCUGAAGCCUCUGGGCACGGCAGUGACUGCUCCGGGGACCCCACACUCCAAAGCUCCUGAAAGGUGCCCGUGCUCAGCUGGGGCUGGGCUCUGUCUCCAGGAACUGACAGAACCAGAGGACUCAGCCUGCAGCUGUGUCAAGGGGAAUAUAGCUUGUCCAGCACCCCAGCUCUGCCCUGGGAGCCGGAGCCAUGCGUGUGGCCGUCAUCGGCGCCGGGGUCAUCGGGCUCUCCAGCGCCCUGUGCAUCCAUGAGCAGUUCCACAGCCUGCUGCCCUCCCUGCAGCUGGAGGUCUACGCCGACCACUUCAGCCCCCACACCACCAGCGAUGGGGCGGCCGGGCUGUGGCAGCCCUACCUGAGUGACCACGGCAACCUGCAGGAGACGCUCUGGAAUAAAGAGACGUUUGAUUACCUCCUCGGGCAGCUGCACUCCCCAGCAGCCAAGGAAAUGGGACUUUUCCUCAUUUCUGGCUACAACCUGUUCACGGAGCCGGCGCCGGACCCAUGCUGGAAGAACAUUGUCCUGGGAUUCAGGAACUUGACACCAAAAGAACUCGAACUCUUCCCUGGCUACAGCUAUGGCUGGUUCAACACGGCGCUGAUGCUGGAGGGCAGGAGUUACCUGCCCUGGCUCACCAACAGGCUGACGCAGAGGGGAGUGAAGUUUUUCCAUAAGAAGGUUGAGUCUUUCCAGGAGCUGUUUUCCCAGGGUGUGGAUGUGGUGCUGAACUGCAGUGGGACGCGCUCAGGGGACCUGCAGCCCGACCCAGAGCUGCAGCCUGGCCGGGGCCAGAUCAUCAAGGUCCUGGCCCCGUGGGUGAAGCAUUUCAUCAUCACUCACGACCUGAAAUCCGGGAUCUACAACUCGCCCUACAUCAUCCCAGGGAGCGAGUUCACAGUCCUGGGAGGGGUUUACCAGCACGGAAACUGGAGUGAGGAGAACAGUGCCAAGGAUCACCAAUCCAUCUGGGACAGCUGCUGCCAGCUGCUCCCGCCUCUCCAGAAGUCGAAGAUCGUCGGGGAGUGGAGCGGCCUGAGGCCAGCCCGGCCCUCGGUCCGGCUGGAGCGGGAGAGCAUCCGCCUCGGGAAUCGCCAGGCAGAGGUGAUUCACAACUACGGCCACGGCGGCUUUGGGAUCACCAUCCACUGGGGCUGUGCCAUGGCAGCAGCCCGGCUCUUUGGGAGCAUCCUGCAGGAGAAGAAGCAGCUGGGCACCCUCCCAGGGCCCCGCCUGUGAGCACCUGCUCCCCUGGAAUAUGUGACAACAGUGGCUUAGGAAUCACAGCAGAAGGAUGGGAACAGCACAGGGAUACACACACGGGCUGCUCCACCCAGCUCUGGCUCUCAGCGUCUCAUUUCCAGGUCGCUGCCGUUUUCCAGAUGGUUCCACUCCCUCCACAACCUGCCUGGAGGAAGGACUUUCAAAUAUGGACUAAUCACCCGUGGCAAAGUGCACCAAGUGCUGCCUGGGAUCAGACUGCAAAGGGCAGGCUGGGUUCAGCUGAACCCUGGACAGUCCUGCACUUCAUCUGCACCAGGGGCCAGGGUCUGAAACAGAGCUGGGGACACCUGAGGUCUCUGCUGGCUGCUCCAACACCCAGUGUGUAAUUAGAUUUACAGGCUCCCCCCCAGGAGGCAAAAGCUCCUUAGUAGGAAGAAGCUCUGAGGCUCCCAGGGAAGUAACAGCAGCUCUGGGAGCACGUGCCUGGCUUACUCCACUUUUCCUGACAUUCCUGCCAGGACAGAGCUCGGGCCGCAGCACCUGCUUAGUGUAGCUGGCACCAGACAGCAGCACUUGCCUAAAAUGGCCUUUCCAAACGAUGUUUUAGCAACAAAAGCAACUUGUUCCAGCCCUGUGGGCUUGCCAGACUCUAUAUAUAGCAGAGAGCAUAAAAAAAUAGCUCUUCUUGUCCCUAAAACUCCCACGGGCCCCUCAGCUUCCCAUUUCACCCAGCUGUGGGACACAGCUCAGAGAGAGGGCCUGGCUUGGGAAAGGUUGUGCUUCUCAGAGGAGGAGCAGGACUUUUUGGGGUGCUCAGGGAUGCUGUUGGGGACCCAACACACUGUUCUGAAGAUACAUCCUGGCUGAUCUUCCCAUACCACGUGUCUUUUCUCUUUACAAACCGUCCCAGACAGGGCACUGGAUGGUGAGAAGCCUCAGAUGCAAAGGCUGUUGUGAGCCCAGCACAGUGCCUGGCUCACUCUCCUGUGAGGAUAAGCCAAGUGCUCCUUACUCAUCCGUGGUGCAGCUCCUCUCUCCUGCUGACUCUGUGUGCCAGGAAUAGCUCAGCAGCGUGGGCAUCUCCCUGCUGGGCUUAGCAAACACAGCUGGGCAGGGGAAACUGGGAGCCACUGCCAUGCCCAGACUGUCCAAAGAAUUUCCAGCUUCCCUGGAAACGUUGCAGUCACUAGGUAAAGUCAGGAAAAGGAAAACAAAGGCUGGAGAAAAUUCCCUGCUAAUUAAUGCUGAACUCAAGGGUCUGUGAUCCUACCUCAGGAAAAGCCAUUCAGGGGAACUGGAUCCCCUUGGUUUCACUUAUUCCAAAUAUGAGACAUUCAGGAGCACAUUUUCUGCUGUAAAUCCAACCCCACUUUGGUGAUUUUGGGAAAAUUCCGCUGGACAAACAGGGGUGUAGGAAAUCACUGUACUCCUGACAACAAGCAGCUGAUUCUGGUGAUCUCAGGGCCUGCAGGAGUCUGUGAUCUCACACGGCCUCCUGGCAAACAGGAAUGAGCUGAUCUGUAAUUUUAUUUGCAGGUUAACUCUGUUUUCUAAAGGCCUCAAUUUAAUCUGUGUGACCAAUAAAGGGAAUGUUUAAA